Molecule: messenger RNA, 8421 nt
Organism: Podarcis lilfordi (Lilford's wall lizard)
Lineage: Eukaryota; Metazoa; Chordata; Lepidosauria; Squamata; Lacertidae
Source: the annotation of a GenBank genome assembly
AGAGGAAGGGGGAGUAAAAGUAGUCCCGGCCAACGGGAAGGCUAUAUAAAGCCGGCGCCGCGGAGGCGCUGCCUUUUCAGUUGAGGAGAGCGGUGGUUAUCGGAACAUGUCAGGCGGCUCCGCGGAUUACGGCAGGUAAAGUGUGGCGCGCGGGGAUAAGGGAGGCGCGGCCCUGCGUGCCAAGGGCGGCGUCGGGCUAUUUAAGGCUCGAAGCGGAGGCGUCGAGAGUGACGGGAGAAGCGCUUUCGAGGGCCGUGACGUUGGACAAGCGGGGCGCGGAGAGGGACGCGCCAUGGUCGUCGCGCUGCCUCCGAAGGCCGCUGCGGCUGCCGCCCUCUUCGCCCUCCCCUCGCUCCGUAGAUCGAGGCCCCGCUCUUAAAACGUCUCAGUAGACAUCUUCCUCUCACGGAGCGACGGGGCCGCCUUUCCCCGCUCUCCCCUCUGUAAAUGCCUCGAAUAGUACAGCCCGAAACGGUUGGUUCCCCCCCAUCUCGCUUUCAUGAUUGGUGCCUUUUCCCCGAGUCUCAGCUGCGCCGCAUCGGGGGACGGGCCUCCCCCCCCUUCUUCGGGGAGGCCGCGUGGUUUCGUCCAAGAGGCUGCCUCCCCGAGCGCGCCUGCUUCGGAAGAUUCCAUUUUCACUCGAUCGAAAAGGGGGGGGGGACAGGGUCGGGAGGGGUGCGGCUCGCAAGCUGUUCUCGUCCGUCGGCGGCCUCGCCAGUCCCCGGCGUGUCCUCGACUUGCGCAGUCGAGGCUCAGGGGCGGGGUUCUCGCGAGAUUUCGGCGAGAGGGCUGAGCACGGGAAGGACGGAGACGGGAAUGCACGGGUUGAGAGCGGGUCUCGCUCCUGAUAACGCGGCACGUGCCCUGCCUUCAUUUUUCUUAGCGCCCCCUCCCCCUCUCGCACACCACCUUGCAGGCUUUGUAAGGUGCGGAAGCUGCUUGUCAAAACCAGCUUUCCUUACAUUGCAACCUGUGCUGACUGAAGAUAAAUGGAGUAGCUUCUCUUCCACGUGUAGGCCAGGGUCUCCCUUAACGCGAAAAUGUCUCUCCCCCCCCCCCCAAAAAAAAGAUCCCUCCUUAAUGCAAUGCAUAUUGGUGAUGUGAAAUUUCCAUAGAAAACGACUUUAACUUACUAUAGCCGGGGCUGUAGGUGGGGGGUGAUCUGCAUCUGCUCAACCUAAAAUGGCGGGGACAAACCCUUUGCAACAGUGAAGCAACCUAUGAGCAUUUUUUUGAGGUAGCAGGCAACGUGAGAAGUAGACUGCAAUCUGCUUUGGCUUUCUUUGGAAAACAAAAACGGCUACCAAAUUUUCCUUAGUUUAUAAAUGACUUUGUAUUCCUGAUGGUGGCCUGUAUGCAGCACGUGCUGUGUGUGGCCAUGUGAUUGCCAUACCAGCAUCAUACUACACAAAGAUUUCACUUCUGAGUACCACUGGUGUUUGAUUCUGGUCUAAAUAGAAAUUGAGAGUUUACGCUUUAUCAGAAAGACUUAAAUGUAGUAAGUCUUUAGUAUAUAAUGGUGGAGCUCACAACCUUGUGGAAAAGUAGGUUGAGUGAAGACUUGCCAAGUUAGUCUUGGGUCUAAAAAUUUCCAUUUCACAGUACACCAAGUACAUUUCUGACAAAGCAGUAAAUGUGGGUGCUCAUCCUGAAUUCUGAGAGUGCAUUUAUCUGGGUCUUACCAUUUUAUGCUUACAAAAUACACAUACUGAAGGGUUUGGAUAAUGAACAAAACCAAAUCCCUGAUUCUUUUGAAAUGGCAUUCCUUGAUUUAAGGAUGAUUUUAAAAAAUACUUUGAGUAAAGUGAGCAGUUCAAUAAUGGUGAUAUUCAAAUAAGUUGCUUAGAGUAAACCAAUUUAAAUUAUUGGCACUCAUUUAGUCACCAAUUUCAGCUUAUCUGCUCUAAAUAAAAGUUAGUUGAUUUCCAACGUACGUUGGCAGCUGUAACAUUGUUGGUAGAUGUGCUCUGGAGUAAUUCAUCACAGUAUUUGUAUCAGUAUUUAAUUUGGUUGCAUCCAUAGAAGUUAGAAACUUGCUGGUUUGGCUGACAGCUUUGGCUUUUUUAUUUAAACAGAGACCAUGGCCCAGAGGGAAUGGACCCCGAUGGCGUCAUUGAGGUUAGUAUUUCAUUGAUAGUUCCUUUAAAAUGUUGUUAGGGAUGAUGAGUGAAGUAAAACAUUUUUUUUUCCUUUUGCAGAGCAACUGGAAUGAAAUUGUUGACAAUUUUGAUGAUAUGAACUUAAAAGAAUCCCUCCUCAGGGGCAUUUAUGCAUAUGGUUUUGAGAAACCUUCAGCUAUUCAGCAGCGUGCUAUUAUUCCAUGCAUCAAAGGUAAGCUAGUAGUAAUGUGUUUAUUAUUGGUAGGUACUAAGUCCUGUUCUUUGGCUUGAGUUCCCAGCCUUGGGGUGGAAGUAAAACACAUCUUUCCUUGUAAAGUGAGAUGAUGGUAUACCAUCUUUCGGGACUGACCUGAAAUGGAGAUAAUUUGUAACUGCUGAUCACUUGAAAAGGAAAUAACAGUUAAACUGAAUCCUUGAUGUGUUGUGUGGGAGCAGUAAAUAUCUAUCCUUUUUUUAGGGUAUGAUGUGAUUGCUCAAGCUCAGUCAGGUACUGGCAAGACAGCCACAUUUGCUAUUUCCAUCCUGCAACAGUUGGAGAUUGAUCUCAAGGAGACCCAAGCACUAGUAUUGGCCCCAACCAGAGAACUGGCUCAACAGGUAUUGAUAGUGUAGUUAAAAGCUGCUUACAUGUUGCAUAGGUUUCAGGUUUCACAACUGUAGGACAGUUAACAUUCCUUGCAGGGUGACUUCUUAUCUCUGGGUUAUAAAAAUGGAAACAGGCCUCUGUCCCACUAACUUUUCUCCUUUAAAUACAUGGAGAGAAGUCAGCUGGGACAAUGGGCCUCUGAAGCUGUGAUGAAGUUGGGUAACAGCUGUGUAGGAGUGAUGAAGGGGCAUAUCCACAAGUCUCCAUUAUAUUAAAAUUUUAAUCUGAAUUUUAAGCCUUUGUUUAAAAAAGGGGCUCUCUUUAAAAAUGCAUGCAGUUGUGCAACAUGGAAACUGCAGUGCGCAUGUGAUCGGUUGAUUUUUCUCUGUAUGUAUGUAAUUUGUACUGUGUGCUUCAGUCUCUUAAAUCUUCUGUUUUGAACAGCUUUUUGUGGCACUACACACUUCCAUUAAAUUCUAGUUCUUCUGAAUAGAACUUUCAAUAUUGCGAUAAAUGUUUAAGACCAACAUAGAACUUCUGGAGAAUUUUAUAGUUUGACUGAGUGCAUAACAACUUUUUAAGAAAAUGAAACAAUUGUCCAAGUGACUUAGGGGGAGGGGGGUGGGACCUAUACAUUUGUUCAGCAAGAAGAUCCUAGUGAACUUUUGAGUUGAAUUUUACAUCAUUUCUUGUGGAGGACAGCAGGAUAUUAUAAAUGAAAUUGAGCAUUGACAGCAAUCCAUAACUUGCUUCAGGGAAGGAAAGGAGUCUAGGAUGGGUUGACACAGCAUCAGUUACUUUUCAGUUUAGAUGAUUUUGCCUAAGUUAAACUGCUUUAAAUAUAGCAUUGUCAAGAAAGCUAUCUAUAACUGGUAAUUUGCAGUUCUUAAGUGGAUAUACCAAGCUGUUUGAUAAACGAUAGGUGGACAUUUGUAAAGAACCUGCCAAGUUUUCACCUCUAAUCUCUGAGGGUCAUUUAUUUAAAUGUUACCGUAAAGUUGUACUGUAAGUUGUACACUGAAACAAUGUGGCCCAGGUAGAUCCUAGUUUUAAAAGGCACUACAAUGCUUCUGCAUGUGUGGUGACUAGUAGCUAUUUUCUGUUCCAAUGUGCAACGAAAACUAAUCUGCAAUUCUACAUUGGUAGUACUUUAUAUCGCUUUGCAAAACCAAGGCUCCCCUCAGUGUAGAAGAACAAAUACUUCUCCGUAGUAGACUACCUGACUGAGGACAGCGUCAGAUGUAUUACAUUUCUUUUGGAGAUAACAUUUGUGGAUAGGAAAGGCAUUGCAAGCUGCAUGUAAAAUAAUCAAGUACAAGUUGCAUGUGUCAGUCACUGCAUACAGUAUAGAUUCAUUGGGAAGCUGUGGCUGGUGAAUAAGUGGAGCAAUGCUUAAUAACAUUCUAAUUGAGACAUAUUAUUUCAGAUCCAAAAAGUUAUUCUGGCUCUUGGCGAUUAUAUGGGUGCAACUUGUCAUGCUUGCAUUGGUGGCACAAAUGUUCGCAAUGAGAUGCAGAAGCUGCAAGCAGAAGCUCCCCAUAUUGUGGUGGGAACUCCAGGACGUGUGUUUGACAUGUUAAACAGGCGUUAUCUGUGUAAGUAGUGAAGUACUAAUUAAACUCUUAGUGGGAAUGUGUUUGAACAAGCAGUGACUAAAAUAUCUUAAUAAGUGUGCUAUUCAGCUGAAUAGGCAGAAGUUCCAGACGUAGGAAUGUGCAAGAUUGGUGGUUUAGCAUUGUUUUUUCCUGCUAAAGAAGAAAUUAAAAGCGUAGUUUAUAAGAACCCUUAUAAUGCUUCCAAAAUGUUUCCUUUUUGUUCUAGCGCCUAAAUGGAUCAAAAUGUUUGUAUUGGAUGAAGCAGAUGAAAUGUUGAGCCGGGGAUUUAAGGAUCAAAUCUAUGAAAUUUUUCAGAAAUUGAGCACAAACAUUCAGGUAAAAGCAAUCUCACAGUAACAAUGGACAUUAAAUUUGGCUGCAUUGUACUGGUGCAGGUAAAGUUACAAUGUAGCUGUGUAGUGCUGUAUUGUCGUUCCCCCUGCACAAAGCAAAAUUGUCUCUUUUCUAUCCUUGUCUGUUUUGAUUCCACGGCAGACAGGGACGCUUGGUUUCAUACAUUAUCUCCUCAUUGACCAGCUUCUUGAGCAAUUUUAGAGCAAACCACUUAAAAGAAACACUCCUUUCCUGUUCAGGUUGUGUUGCUGUCUGCCACUAUGCCAAUGGAUGUGCUGGAAGUGACCAAAAAGUUUAUGAGAGAUCCUAUUCGUAUUCUUGUGAAGAAAGAGGAAUUGACCCUUGAGGGUAUUAAACAAUUCUACAUUAAUGUGGAGAGAGAGGUAAGGGGAAAGUUUAAUAAUCUUGAAGGCACUUCUUGUACAAGCACUGUGCUAAAACCACAGAAGUUGGGGUUACACCUUGGCUUCUGUAGUAAUGCUAGCACGGUACACACAAGAAGAAGAACAAAUGCACUGGAUCAGUAAAAGACUUGGGUGGACCUCUUUCUUAAUGUCCAGUGUCCUAGUCUGGAGUUUUGGUGCAACACUACUUAAUGUCUAGAAAUACGAGUCACCUUUAAGAUUCUACUUCGGAGUUUUAUGUGUACCUCAUGCAACUCUUCCUUGUGUGUACAUGACAAUUACCUUAACUUUACAGGAAUGGAAGCUUGAUACUCUCUGUGAUUUGUAUGAAACCCUGACCAUUACGCAGGCUGUUAUUUUCCUUAACACAAGGAGGAAAGUAGAUUGGCUUACAGAGAAAAUGCAUGCACGAGACUUCACUGUUUCUGCUCUGGUAAGUGUUGAUACUGAAGAGGCAUUGCAUGCUAUGGUAAUUGAGAAGCAAAUACUAAGGCGCAGUGUCAUGGGAAGUGUCAUUCCUAGUCCUAAUGGCACGGUAUUGCAUACUUGAGUGGUGAAAUUUGAGCACUGGAAGAGACUUCUAGACCCCUUGGAAGCAAGGUUCCUCUUUUGCUUAACUCCAUUCUCAGAGGUUUAAACCUGCUACAUUCUUCAUCCCCUCUGUAUUUUCCUGUAUACCUGCUUAUUGCAGAUAAGAAAUGUGCCUGUUACCAGAGGAAUAGUUUAGCAAAGUUUUGAAUAUUUUAUAUUUAAAAGGCCAUAAGUUAAAAUGGAGAAGUCUUUGGAUACUUAAAAAGUUGGUUAACAAGCUUUCUUUAUCCAUACAGCAUGGUGACAUGGACCAGAAGGAGCGAGAUGUUAUCAUGAGAGAAUUUAGGUCAGGUUCAAGCCGUGUCUUGAUCACUACUGAUUUAUUGGUAAGUAUCCAUGGUCCCUGCCUUUUGUGCGAACCUACCCAAAGCUGUUUUGUUUGGUGCAGGUUCUUGUAACCUGAGCUACUCAAGCUGUUGGAAGAGUAAAGACCAUGCUCCACUAUGGACUUGCAUUAUUGUAGUUCAUCACUAUAACAUGGUCAACAAAGCUAUAAGUAUACUGUGAUCCUGGAGGAAGUUUCUUUGUGUUUAUAGUAAUUUAUUAUUUGGGUUUAUAGGCUCGUGGCAUUGACGUGCAGCAAGUAUCGUUGGUUAUAAAUUACGAUCUGCCGACCAAUCGUGAGAACUACAUUCACAGGUCAGUUGAAUUUCCACUCAGUUUCCAUUCCGAAGCUUCUUCAGAAUCUGCACACCCUGAAUACUUGUCUUGCUUUCUUGCAUCAUAUACUACAGUGUGUGUGUACGUGCACAUAGUGUUGUGAGGAUGGGAGGGGCAGAGCUUCUUUGUUAGCCAAUGAAACAAAACAGUGGGAAAACUUGUUUGUAUUGGAGCCUCAGCAAUUACUGGUUUUCGGGAUAGAGCUGCUGAAUUAAUGUUCUGUGGCAUGUGUUGUUGAGUCUGCAAAAGUUCUUUAAAGAACUACUACUGUUGUAUUGUGAUUAGGAAAGCAGAGGUUUAUGUUGUUUCCAAAGUUGCUAUUAGUUUUCCUUCCUAGAAGUAAGUACUUUGCCUCUUUCAGCUUGUUCUGUUGCUUUAUUGGAAGUUUCUUUGUGCCAAUACCUUCACUGCUGCUCUUUGGUUCUUACAGUGGGAUUCUUUCUCUGGUGUAUCUUCUAAUAGCUUUCAGUUUAUCUCCCUAAGCUUAGCUAUCUAUCAUAGUGGCUUUGUCCCCUAAACAAAGUAAAUUGUACCUUGUUACUUGAUGUAAAAAAAUACAGGAGUCGCUAGCCCAGUUGAUGACGGGAUGGUGCUCAGAAGCGACGUUGGCGUAAUUUAGGACGUGGAUUCGUAAGCGGCACACUGUUUCAAUAAAGAGCGAGUUGGUAUUUAUAUACUUUUCUUUUGUAAUGAUUGUUGUGAGCUAUGUUUUGUCUUAAAAGCUCUUAAUACCUUGGUCAGGUGAAAGCAGAAGUUGUGGGUUUUGUUUUUAACCUAUAUAUCUCCAGUGUGCCCUGUAAAUGAUACUGCAAAAACUGGUGGUUCUGCAAAAAGUGGUGGUAAGUUUUCCCACUGAAUAAAUUUGUGUCUUUGAGGAAGUAAAUGUAAUGUUUGGCUUCAAGGGAUUAUGAUUUGGAAAAUUUUGGUUAAAAAAAAGGUUUGUAAUUUGUAGGCUGACAUCAAGCUCUGUCCAUGUUUAAAAGCCGAUAGUGAGCUUAUAACUUGCCUGAGUUAUGCAGAAGUGGGGUGGGGGAGGUUAAGUUUUGCUGGGUAUAACGUGGCUUGUCUGUGCUGCCAAAACCUUUCUUUAGUUGGUAUCUGCCAGUACUCAAGAGAGUAAAAUAAAUCUUGCAUAUGCUUUCGGCACAAAAGAAUAACGGUGCUAUAGUACAGCGCAACAAUGUGUGACAACAUUAAUCUGCCAGUGAGUACCACGUAAAACAAUUUUUGUCCCUGGAAACAGGCUAUUUAAAAUGAGUUUAAAAGUAGCUUCUUCAUACUCUUUUCCCUGUUCUGUGCAGGAUUGGCCGCGGUGGUCGUUUUGGCAGGAAAGGUGUGGCUAUAAACUUUGUCACUGAGGAGGACAAGCGGAUCCUUCGGGAUAUUGAGACUUUCUACAAUACUACAGUGGAGGAAAUGCCAAUGAAUGUGGCUGACCUCAUUUAAUCCCUGGGAUUGAGAUGUUUUUGGAAUGCAGUGCUCGCUGUUGCUGACUAGGCGAUCCACAACGGGCAUUGUGCUUCUUUCUUGGGAGAUACAUUGAAUCUUGUCUCAAUGCUCAUUACGGAUCAGAAAUACAGAUUUUUGAUAAGCGAAACGACAUUUUGUCGUGAGCUUUUGUGGGGAGAGCCUUUGGCUUUCUCCUCUUUAGGGUUUUAGACUGUUGGGGUUGGGUGGAAAGUCAUGGGGUCUGUAAAUUUUUUCUUUAUUAGAAAUUUAUUUCCUAGUUCUGUAGAAGUGGUUGUGCUAGAUGUUCUUUUUCAUUUAAUUAUUUACUUAUGGACUAAAAGGUAUAAGUGCUGCAUAAAAUCAGCCAAUUAUGUUAAACUGGCAUACCUACUUUUAUUGUAUAUUAUAGUUCUAUAAUAGACUAAAUUGGCCUUUCAAAAUGACUAAUCUUUUAUAAUAGCAUUAAAAAUGCAUUUUUGUUUGCUAUGUAUUUAUUGAAUAAAGUAUUUAAUUAGUGUUAAGUGUGAUCUGGACCCUGUUGCUAAACCCCAGCAAGCAAUCAUUACUAUUGUCUUAGUUAGGGUUAAACCCAUUAAAAUUGCCAUUUGCACAUGUCUUAAUGAAGUUUGAAUGUUCAAUAAAAUGCUUAUAUAUUCACUUGA